Symbiodinium necroappetens is the source of this 531-nucleotide messenger RNA. The record is from the annotation of a GenBank genome assembly. NCBI's taxonomy places the organism in Eukaryota, Dinophyceae, Suessiales, Symbiodiniaceae.
AUGGCUGCUACCCUCGUCGAGGCUAUGAGCGAUCUGACCCUGAAAGAACCCGAGCCCAAGGAGGAAUCAAUCAUGGUGGAGUUCAAGGUGGCUGGUCUAAAGAGCUUCCAGCUGGAGUGCCCGCGUGAUGCAGCUGUGCGUGACAUCAAGAAGCUCGCGAUGGAGCAGUGCAACAUUGAGCCGGAGCACAUGCGCUUGAUCUACAACAGCCGCCAGCUGAAGGAUGGCGACACUUUGGAGUGCUACAAGAGUGACGCACCCAUCCAGGUUUUCUUCACGGCAGGCCACGUUGCUGUGAUGGGUGGUGUUGGAGGAACAGGUGGUGGGCCCCGUGGUGGUCAUGGUGCGCAGCCGCAAAAGCACCCCUUCUCCACGCCAGUAAGAGGCCUUCCUGGCUCGAAGGGCCUGCGCUCCUCACGGGUCUCUGGCCGCCCCGGUGGCAUGGCACUCAUCCGCAAGUACGGCAUCAUGAUGAAGCGUCAGGAAUUCCGCGAGAAGGCAGAGGAGAUUGGCUUCAUCAAGUACCGCUGA